Messenger RNA from Teleopsis dalmanni, 1527 nucleotides. RefSeq names its product locomotion-related protein Hikaru genki-like. The transcript has 4 exons. Lineage: Eukaryota; Metazoa; Arthropoda; Insecta; Diptera; Diopsidae. The record is from RefSeq and is a predicted model, not a curated record. The coding region runs from base 1 to 1527 and encodes 508 amino acids.
AUGUCGAAUGCUUCACCUGGUUGUAAAGCACCGAACAUGCGGGUCACUGUUAUUAAACCAGAAUCGGGGACUGAGCGGCCUUAUGCAAAAUUUGAAACCACACCAGCCAAUUUACCAGAAGACUUCACCACAGUGGAUGUUGAAUAUGUUGAAAAAAUAAAUAUUGACCUGACUUCCAACUCAGCGGCUAAUGAUAACAAAAUGGCUGUAGUAAAUCCAUAUAAAAUUGAUGUGGAGGGAGAAGAGCAUACGACAGCUUUAAUUUCUGAAGAUACAGCCGCAAUAGAUGAUGAAGAAGAGGAUGAUGUCACUGAAACGGAAGAUACGGCACACAAACGUCUAAAUCAUAAUCGAAAAUAUAAUAAAAAACGACGCUCAGGUUCUAGUCGUCGACGUCGCAUUGAAAAUGAGAAUGGUCAAAGCCGCGGUCGUGGCAGCCGUUAUAAGCGACAAGUCAUACAUCAUGACCCAGAUGCUUCUCCCGAGACAGACAAAUGGAGUGGCAGUAAGUUGGCAGCUGAAGGCGAUGUCUACUAUGUACACAUUGAAGACAUACUAAAAUCCCAAUCACCAAAUGCAGAGUUGCGGUUAAAAUUGCAUAAAUUAAAAAAGAAAUCAAAGCAAACAAAAUGCAGUGCGAAUGAGAAUAAAGAACAAUGCAAGAAAGCGGCAGCGAAAAAGAAGAAGAAAAAGGUUAAUGCAACUGAUGUUGAGGGAAAACUCGCAACAAACAACAAGAAAACGCCAAAGACUAUAAAACAAGAAAAACAAGAACAACAACAUCAUCGUAGACGUGGCGAUAGUCAUGAAGAUAAACAGGAACGUGUACAUGAACAUCAGUUACAAAAACGCGAUGUUAAUCCAAGAUGGCAUAAUACUGUUAGUUUCGACAAUGACACACAGCAACCGCAACCCAUUGAUAAUGGCUUUGAGGAUGAUGUAGAUGAAAUUACUGCCGAUGCUGAUGCCGAUACCGCUGCCUCUGCCUCUGUCUCAGCCACAGAUGUCGCUGAUAAUGCACUAAACGCUGAGAUAUUAAGUGCUGAUAAAAUUUACAUCAACAUGACGAGCGAUGGCCUCCAACGCGUCAAACGCAAAUCGGGUAAAACCACAGGCGCAUUAAGUCGUCCGAAGGGUGGCGGUGAUUCCAGUUCAAAGACCACUAGCCGUAAGGAUAAGGGCAUUUUCGAUGAAGAAGGUGGCUAUGCGCCUGUUCAUCCGGACGAUACUGAUUCAGGAGAAGAAGAGGAGGAAGAUGAGGAGGUCGACAUAGAGCAGCAAUUUACUGAAGUUUCUGAAAUUCGUUUCCCUGGUGAGAUUGGACCACUUGGUGAUCGACGUCUGUGCAAAAUACGUUGUAUUAAAGGCAAAUGGGUCGGACCGUUGUGCGCAACCAAUGAGGAGGAUGAUUAUGGAAAUGUGAACUUUCAGCCCUUAUACAAAAGUUGCAACGUUAACCGAAUACCACCUUACUUACUCUUAAGCUAUCGCAAUAUAUCAGUGGUAAGUUCAACUCUGAAUAUAUAA